Andrographis paniculata is the source of this 1727-nucleotide messenger RNA. Its product is annotated as shaggy-related protein kinase eta. Bases 268 to 1416 code for a protein of 382 amino acids. The transcript is spliced from 12 exons. The record is from RefSeq and is a predicted model, not a curated record. Gene Ontology annotation, biological process: protein phosphorylation; signal transduction. NCBI's taxonomy places the organism in Eukaryota, Viridiplantae, Streptophyta, Magnoliopsida, Lamiales, Acanthaceae. Gene Ontology annotation, molecular function: ATP binding; protein serine/threonine kinase activity. Gene Ontology annotation, cellular component: cytoplasm.
CUGAAUUAUUUGCACAAAGAAGAAAGGAGGAGAGCUGUAAUCACAUGGGCUGCUGCUGUUUGGUUGAUGGGUCCUCCGCCCUUCUCUCUAUCCCCACCUCUAUCACUCUCUCUGUCCUUGUUUCUUCUUCCUUUUUCUUUUCCUCCUACCGACAAUGAUGAGCACUGAGCCGUAAAUUCGGAAUUUUUCACGAGUUUAAAGUUCCUGCCAAAUCCUUCUAUCUUUUCUUUCUGGUGGUCGUUUUGUUUUGCGGGAAAUUUGGGUGUCAUGGCCGACGCUAGGGAGAUGCCGGCUCCCGUAAUGGAUAGAAAUGAUGCUCUUGCUGGUCAUAUAAUUUCGACAACAAUUGGGGGCAAGAAUGGAGAACCAAAGCAGACUGUUAGUUACAUGGCGGAGCGAGUUGUGGGGAGAGGUUCAUUUGGAAUCGUGUUUCAGGCAAAAUGCAUUGAAACCGGUGAGGCUGUUGCUAUAAAGAAGGUUAUGCAAGACAGAAGAUUCAAAAACCGGGAGUUGCAAUUAAUGCGGACAAUGAAUCAUCCUAAUGUUGUUUCCUUGAAGCAUUGUUUCUACUCAACCACAAGCCAGAAUGAGCUUUUCCUCAACUUAGUUAUGGAAUAUGUUCCAGAGAGUUUAUAUCGGGCACUGAAGCAUUAUAGCGACAUGAAUCAGAAAAUGCCGCUCAUCUUUGUGAAACUCUAUACCUACCAAAUAUUUAGAGGGUUAGCUUACAUGCACUCUGUUGCUGGUGUGUGUCACAGAGAUUUGAAGCCUCAAAAUGUUUUGGUCGAUCCUCAGACCCAUCAGGUUAAGAUAUGCGACUUUGGAAGUGCAAAAGUAUUAGUGAGAGGCGAAGCAAACAUAUCGUAUAUUUGCUCACGAUUCUAUAGAGCACCUGAGCUUAUUUUUGGGGCUACUGAGUAUACCACUUCAAUCGAUAUCUGGUCAGCAGGCUGUGUCCUGGCUGAACUUCUUUUGGGUCAACCUUUGUUUCCUGGAGAAAAUGCUGUUGGUCAGCUUGUGGAAAUAAUCAAGGUUCUUGGAACUCCGACGCGGGAGGAAGUCCGUUGUAUGAAUCCAAACUAUAAUGACUUUAGGUUUCCACAAGUGAAGGCACACCCUUGGCACAAGGUUUUUCAAAAGCGUAUGCCCCCGGAAGCGAUAGAUCUCACCUCCAGGUUGCUGCAAUACUCUCCCAACCUCCGUUGCACGGCACUUGAGGCUUGUGCACAUCCUUUCUUUGAUGAACUCCGGGAGCCCAAUGCCCGUCUGCCUAAUGGCCGGCCAUUGCCACCUCUAUUCGACUUCAAACAAGAGUUAUCCGGUGCCUCGCCAGACCAUAUCAACAAGCUGAUACCAGACCAUGUGAAACGGCAAUUGGGACUGCAGUUUUUUGCAUCCUACGAGGGGAUGACGUGAAACACCUGCAACAAUGACUAGUUAAAGAAGAAGACAGGUUCGCUAAAUCUCCUCUUGAUGAGGGAGGGGUCACCGAAUGAAUUUAGUUGAUCAAAGAGCUAUUCGGACGGUUACAAAAGGUGCUGCUAUGGUUUGUUUCUGUAUACCGUGCUGUUGUGUAUUAUCAUCCCCUACCUUUUGCUCUUUAAGCUAAAGCAGCAUACGUAGCCAUGGAAAAGAUCCUCCUUUUGUUAUGUGUAUAUAUAUGAUGAUGUUUGUUUGGUUGUUUUUUAUUGACAAGAAAAGUGCGCAGCAGGUGAGUGAGUUAAAGA